Messenger RNA from Meloidogyne enterolobii, 783 nucleotides. Lineage: Eukaryota; Metazoa; Nematoda; Chromadorea; Rhabditida; Meloidogynidae. The record is from the annotation of a GenBank genome assembly.
AAACGGGUUAAUUCUUUGACGGGUCAACGAGAUUUAAGAAAUAAAUACUUCAAAAUAAUGCCUAACAAUUCUUUGACCUCUUCUUCAAACACGAAUGCUGCGGCUAUACGUGCUUUGCAAAUGGAAUUAAAAUCAUUGCAAUCACAACCAAUUGAAGGCUUUAAAGUUGUUUGUGAUGAAGAUAAUUUAUUUAAAUGGACCGUUGCUAUUUUUGGGCCGCCUGGAACUCUUUAUCAGGGUGGCUACUUCAAGGCGGUUCUCACUUUUCCAACAAAUUAUCCUUAUUCACCUCCUUCGAUGAGGUUUAUACAACCAGUUUACCAUCCAAAUGUUUACCCGAGCGGUGAACUUUGUGUUAGUAUUCUUCAUCCGCCAGUUGAUGAUCCACAAAGUGGAGAGUUAUCAAGUGAACGUUGGAAUCCAACACAAACAGUUCGUACAGUUCUUCUUUCAGUCAUUUCUUUGUUGAACGAGCCAAACACUUCUUCUCCAGCUAAUGUUGAUGCUUCUGUUAGUUACAGAAAAUAUAAAGAGGAAGGUGAUCAGGAAUAUGCGAACAUAAUUAGAAAGCAAGUUGACAAGUCAAAAGAAGAAGCACGCAAAGAUAAGGUUGUUGUCCCUGAAACAAUUGAAGACUAUGUUGUUCCUACAAAAAUAGCUGCAACGAAUAAUAAUGAUGUUAUUGAUAUGGAUGAAGAUUAUUACGAUGAUGGAGCUUCUGACACAACGGAUGUACCAGAAAGUGAACACGCUGAGGAUAGUGGGCAAGGUGAUGAAGACUAA